Molecule: messenger RNA, 341 nt
Organism: Staurois parvus
Lineage: Eukaryota; Metazoa; Chordata; Amphibia; Anura; Ranidae
Source: the annotation of a GenBank genome assembly
UGACAAAAUGGAACCCACCAGCAGUGUGAGGAGACCUGAAAGUGGCACAUGGCAGAGUGUGGCGAUGGAGACAGCAGCAAUGGGAGGCCGUACAGGGACCCAUGACACACUCUGGACCUGGCAGCAGCAUGAGGAGGCUGUACAGGGGCCCAUGACAGAUUACGGGCCUGGCAGCAGCAUGAGGAGCCCGUAAUCUGCCAGCACCCUAUGACAAAAAUGGAAACCACCAGCAGUGUGAGGAGACCUGAAAGUGGCACAUGGCAGAGUGUGGCGAUGGAGACAGCAGCAAUGGGAGGCCGUACAGGGACCCAUGACACACUAUGGACCUGGCAGCAGCAUGA